AUGUCGAUGUUAAGACGUCCGUUAACGCAGUUAGAGUUGUGCGAAGACGAUAUUACGUGGUUAGCAGAGCAGCUUACCAAGAGAGAAGUAACACCCGUCGAUGAACCGAUUGAAGAAGAUGCAGAUGAGGUUGAAGACGAGCCAAUGGAUGAAAGUGAACCACCACGUGGCAUUUCUCGCAGAAACCUACGAUCUGCGGAUAGAAAGAACAAAGACGUCCCUGGAACUAGCGGAGUAAACUCAAGAUCGGCUACCAGAGAAUCUGCAAUGGCUUCAGUACGAACUCCGGUGGCCGCUCCAUCGUUGAGUCUUUCUACUCCCGUGAAUGCUGGUCCAUCGAGUACAAUGCACUCACUACCACCACCAGCUAGACUUCCACGACCGGGUCGUCGCCCACGUGCUACACGUGUCGCUGACAACGAUCUACCAUUGUUGUUCAAUGCGUAUGAUACACCACAACAAGCAGCUGGAGGUAAUAAUGGCUCUCCAACUCCAUCCGACUCUCCUGAAUCUCCAAAUGCUCAUCUUUACUCCACUCCGAGCAAUCAAGCUUCCAGUUCUGGAGGACCAUCAUCGAAUACUCGAUCUCACAGACACUAA
Caenorhabditis remanei is the source of this 600-nucleotide messenger RNA. RefSeq lists its product as uncharacterized. NCBI's taxonomy places the organism in Eukaryota, Metazoa, Nematoda, Chromadorea, Rhabditida, Rhabditidae. The transcript is spliced from 4 exons. The coding region runs from base 1 to 600 and encodes 199 amino acids. The record is from RefSeq and is a predicted model, not a curated record.